This is a messenger RNA of Pristis pectinata (smalltooth sawfish), 2099 nucleotides long. RefSeq names its product VPS26, retromer complex component A (gene vps26a). The transcript has 9 exons. Lineage: Eukaryota; Metazoa; Chordata; Chondrichthyes; Rhinopristiformes; Pristidae. Gene Ontology annotation, biological process: intracellular protein transport; retrograde transport, endosome to Golgi. The coding region runs from base 340 to 1335 and encodes 331 amino acids. The record is from RefSeq and is a predicted model, not a curated record. Gene Ontology annotation, cellular component: retromer complex; endosome.
GUGAGCUCGGCCGGCGGGAGGCCUCGGUGGCUGGGCUGAGGCCGCUGCCGCUGCUGCUGCUGCUGCUGUUCCCUGGUCGAGUGCUGGGAUCCGCAGCCGGGCGGGGGCUGGGCUGGGCCGGGCCGGGCCCGGAGAGCGGCCGAGGACUGAGCCGCGGUUCCUGCUCCGCGUUUGGCCCAGCGGUCCCGGGUUAAUGCCGCGGGACCCGGCCCGGCCACCAUCCCGGGCUAAUUGCAGCGUCCCCCAGCCCCGCCCUGGUUCCGGGCUAAUCCCACAUGUGAGGCACUUGGUUGUGUAAAUAAAACAGACGCUGCUGUAAAGCAAAAUGUAUUCGUGGUGAUGAAAAAUCUACUCGAGAGUUUCCUGGGAGGUUUGUUUACUCCGGUGUGUGACAUUGAUAUCGUUCUCAAUGAUGCCGACACCAGAAAAACAGCAGAGAUCAAAAGUGAAGAUGGCAAAGUGGAGAAACAUUAUCUUUUUUACGAUGGAGAGUCUGUUACAGGGAAGGUAAACCUUACCUUUAAGCAGCCGGGGAAACGUUUGGAGCACAAAGGAAUUCGAAUCGAGUUUGUUGGACAGAUUGAGCUAUUUAGUGAUAAGAGUAACACACAUGAGUUUGUGAACCUGGUGAAGGAGCUGGCCUUGCCUGGAGAAUUGACACAGAGCAGGACUUAUGACUUUGAGUUCAUGCAGGUGGAAAAGCCUUAUGAAUCAUAUAUCGGGGCCAAUGUCAGACUAAGAUAUUUCUUGAAAGUGACAAUAGUCCGGAGUCUGAGUGACCUGGUAAAGGAAUAUGACCUGAUUGUACACCAGCUUGCCACCUACCCAGAUGUCAACAACUCCAUCAAAAUGGAAGUAGGCAUCGAAGACUGCUUACACAUAGAAUUUGAAUACAACAAAUCAAAAUACCACUUGAAGGAUGUGAUUGUUGGUAAGAUCUACUUCUUGUUGGUGAGAAUCAAAAUCCAGCACAUGGAGCUUCAGAUGAUCAAAAAAGAGAUAACUGGUAUUGGGCCCAGUACAACCACUGAGACAGAAACUAUUGCCAAGUAUGAGAUAAUGGAUGGAGCUCCUGUUAAAGGUGAAUCCAUUCCAAUCAGGCUCUUCUUGGCCGGAUAUGAUCUGACACCGACAAUGAGGGAUGUCAACAAGAAAUUCUCUGUACGUUACUUCUUAAAUUUAGUCCUGGUUGAUGAAGAAGACAGGCGGUACUUCAAACAGCAGGAGAUUGUACUAUGGAGGAAAGCUCCUGAGAAGUUACGGAAAAGAACCAAUUUCCAUCAACGUUUGGAAUCUCCAGAGCCACAGGCUUCCGCUCAGCAGCCUGAAAUAUGAGCAAAGAGUGAGCAGGGCAACAAUCUUUAAGAUUUGCCAAAAUCCACAGAUAUGAUCAUUGUUCAAACCUCUUUCUCCGUGACACUAAACUUCCAGAAAACUAAUGGUCUUUCAAACACUGGAACAUGUAAAGCUAUCAUUUUAUACCACAUAAUUUCAAUUUGUUUGAACAUGCACUAAAAAUCUAUACAGAGCAGGAUGUUUGUUUGGUUCUGUAUGGCUGAUCUAUUUAUGCUGCUUGGGCCUGGGAUUUACUGUUCAUGAUGUACAGAUGAUUAUUAUGUCCAGGGCAGUUAACAGUUAUGAUUUUAAGCACACAAGUUCAUGUUGUGGGGAGAAAUUUGAAGAGUUUUUUUGUGUACAAUUCUAAUUCAGCGGUUGAAAUUUGGUGAUUGGUCCUAUUUCUGUUGGUGUUUUUGCAUGCUGUAAUCUGUGGCAUGUUCCACUGGUUCAGAUAGCAAAGAUUCUCUACUUUAGUCACAGGUCCUAGGCCCCUUAUUUGCUAGCAGAUAAGCACUGUCCAAGUCCUGACCUGUAACCUGGACUGAGGUGCAGUUAUUGUCACUGCAGGUAGCUGAGUAAAAUUUCCAAUUUCCCAUUGUUAAUGUCGAUUGUACGUUUAAUGCCAAAUGCCAGAGUUUCCUGCAUGUCCAUGUCUGAUAUCAAUAAAUGGAAAAUUGGAAAUAUUUUAAUACAUCUGUAGUAUCUAUACCUGAAAAAUGUAUCCCUUCUAUAUUCAAUAAAACUUCUGCCAGUGUAUCUAA